CUCCUCUCCUUUCAAACUCAAUUCCCCUUCUCUCCUCUCCUCUCCUCUCUUCUCCUCCUCCGCUCUGUGCCACUAACUAAGGUACACAUACGUACACUACCCCUUCCGCCAUUGUUCCUUCCAAUUCUUUGCUUUUCAUUUUCUGUAGCGAUUACUCAUCUUGUUUUCUCUGGCUCUGCAUUUUGAAAUUUUGAGUGUCGGCAGCGUAAUAGAACCGAUACUUUUUCUCACAAUAUAACUCUAGCAGUUUAUUUUCCGAAGAAAUGAGAAAAUUAGAAAACCCAUUAUUCUCCACCUAAACUUUUUUCCAUUUUUUUGUAAUUAGUCAAGUUUCUGGAACUCAGGCUUUUUUUUUUCUUUCUUUUUUUUUCUUAUUAAUUAAGCAAAGGACUUCCGGAAUUCCCUCCGGUUUUUUCCUAGAAAAUUCUAUUCAAUUUUCCCGGAAUUCACCUUCACUUUCUUAGAAAAUAUAGCUCAGAAUUCAUUCACUCACACAAGUUUGUGUAGUCACAAUAAUGGGACCGAACUUCGCCGACGACUUAGACUGCUGCGGUUUCUUCGACCAAAUCGAUGACCUGCUCGACUUCCCCAACGAGGACGUCGUCGAUGCCGGCUUUGCCGCUGCUGAUUGCGCCGCCUUUCCGAGCAUUUGGACCGAUCAGUCCGAGUCGCUUCCCGGUUCUGAUUCCGUCUUCUCCAAUAAUAGCAACUCAGACCUCUCCGCUGAAAUCUCCGUUCCGUAUGAAGAAAUUGUUCAUCUGGAAUGGCUAUCGAAUUUUGUUGAUGAUUCCUUCUCUGGAGGAAGCUUGACGAUUAACAAUAAGGAGGAUUCAUCCCACCACCGGUUCCAGAGUUCCAGUCCAGUUUCGGUCCUUGAAAGCAGCAGCUCCUGCUUGGUGGAGAAGACAGAAAUCGAAACCGCCCCUCGCAGCCCGGAAACAGUUGCUGCCGGAAAACGUGGACGUGCUCGUAGCAAGCGUCCCCGUCCGGCGACUUUUAAUCCUCGCCCAAGUCAACUUAUCUCCUCCAGUUCCUCAGUGAAUGAGAAUGACCCUGCCGCCGCCCAACAGUUGCUUCCCCCUAAGGUUCCAUCUGAUUCUGAGAAUUAUGCAGAGUCUCGACUUCUGAUCAAAAUUCCAAGGCAAUUUAAUCUGGAACAUAAGAAGAAGAAGAAAAUGAAGAUGACUAAUCCAUCUGCUUCCACUUCUGUGGAUGCUAACCAGAAUCCACCGGCUCAAGCUGUUAGGAAAUGUAUGCAUUGUGAGAUAACAAAGACACCUCAAUGGAGGGCAGGUCCAAUGGGGCCAAAAACCCUUUGCAAUGCUUGUGGAGUGCGGCACAAGUCCGGCAGACUCUUCCCGGAGUACCGACCUGCUGCAAGUCCAACUUUUAUUCCAUCCAUUCACUCCAAUUCCCACAAGAAGGUGCUCGAGAUGAGGAGCAAAAUUUGCACCUCAUCUGCAAUGGUGGACAACCCUCCCGAGUUGAUCCCAAAUAAAAGCAAUCCCGCUUUGGACUACAUCUGAGGAGAGAACACUCAAAUCCCAUUUGGCGUCUCUGUUUCCCUCACCUUUUUUUUCCUUAAUUAUCAUAUUUCUUUGUUCAUUGGUUUUUUGUACAGGGUUGAAAUGAGGGAAGAAUAGGAUGAAUUAGAUUGAGCAGCAUUUUAGCUAUAUGGUAGAGAGGGAAAAGAGAAUUGAGAAAAAAAUGAAAAAUGGGUAGAGAAAUUUGAAGGGUAGCAAAGAUUGUAGGCUUUAGAAAUGGAGUAGGGUCCUUUAAGGUUAUUAGUUUGUGUUGUCUUCCUUUUUGUAUUCUUUCUUUGUGUUUCCUUCACAUGGAAAUUCUUUUUGCAGUUCAUUUGUUAGUAGACAUUCUAAAAUUAAGCAAUGAAAUUUGACAAACUUC
This is a messenger RNA of Rubroshorea leprosula, 1905 nucleotides long. NCBI's taxonomy places the organism in Eukaryota, Viridiplantae, Streptophyta, Magnoliopsida, Malvales, Dipterocarpaceae. The record is from the annotation of a GenBank genome assembly.